UGAGAGAUCGAAAACUAUGAAAUCGAAUAUCGUGAAUUCGAUUGUUUCGAUUAAUCGAUUAUUGAGAAGCAGGUAGUAAAAAAGCAGUGUGCAGUGGUUCGCAAAGGUGUUGUGUAUUUUUGAACAAAGAACAAAUUAAAAUGAGAUUAAAUUGGAAAUGAAUGAUGUCGACCAUACGGUGACAAAUCUAGCCAGAUCGGCGGAAAACUACGUCACCAGUGACGGAUUCCCCCGAAACUGGGACAAAGUGCAGUGUACUCUGGCAUUGCGCUUUACCGGAAUCUCUCUCACUCCAUGUCCUAGUAUUCUCCCCCUCUUUUUCUCUUUUUCUCUCUUUCUCUUACUCUCAGGAUUGACCAAUCGUCUCAUCAUCCUCAAACCCUCGAUCGAAACUGACAGGUAAUUAACAACGAAUGGUGCAGGUUCAACAACACAGUAUUUGGAGGGUUCAAUAUCAUGUCAGAUGGGGUUGAUGCUGGCGGCGGGGAAAACGAGGUAGAUUCUCAUUCCUGUUCGCACGCCGAUGUUGGAGAAUCCUCAAAUCCAAGAGAUGAAGAAAACUUGGAUUUAGAUAAUGAAGCUGCCUUAAAUACUAAUUAUGAUAGUGGUGAUGGUGCUGUACCAGCUUUUAGGUGUGAAAGGUGUGAAAAUUAUGAGACUAUAAAUAAGACAGCAUUCUGCGCUCAUCAAGAUCAAUGUUUGGCUAAUGCUGAGCCAGGAGAAAGCACAGAAAACAUAGAAGCUACUGAAAAUGAUGGAGAUGGAGAAGAAACGCAUCCUGGAAUUCGUUCUCAUAGGAAAAUGUUUGAAUGUGAUGUAUGUAAUAUGCAAUUUUCCAAUGGAGCUAACAUGAGACGACAUAAGAUGAGACAUACUGGUGUGAAACCAUAUGAGUGUCGUGUAUGCCAAAAAAGAUUUUUUCGCAAGGAUCACUUGGCAGAACAUUUUACAACACAUUCUAAAACUUUGCCAUAUCAUUGUCCAAUUUGUAAUCGAGGAUUUCAAAGACAAAUUGCUAUGAGAGCUCAUUUUCAAAAUGAACAUGUUGGUCAACAUGAUAUGGUUAAAUCUUGUCCUUUAUGCAAUUAUCGUGCAGCAACUAUGAAGUGCCUCAGGUUACAUUUUUUUAAUAGACAUGGAAUAGAUCUAGAUAAUCCAGGACCAAAUAGUUCAAGUUCAUUGAUGAAUAGCUGUGCUCCAGGCGAAGCUAUGCCUUCAGCUCCUCUUUCAGAUAGUGGAGACAGUACUGGAAAUCGUUCUGCAGAUAAUGCGACUCCGCCAAUGCACUUCCUAACACCUCAUAUAGAAAUAUCAAUUCCUUAUCCUGAACAAAUUACAAGUCAACGAAAUCCAAGUCCUGCUCCUUUAAAUGGAGAUAGCCCAAACAGUCCACAAAGUGCAGAUAGUAACAGUAAUGCUCCAAGUAGUAGUCAUCAUCAGUUACCAAUUAACAGUAGUGGCAUUCAUAGGAAUCUUGGUGGCAGUGAAGAAGCAAUUACACCUUCUAUUUCAUUAAUUCCUAUUAAACAAGAACUAAAUAGUAAUGGAACAGAAGAAAAUGGAGCAACAUCUAGCAAUCUUCCAUUACCAUCUUUAAUAAAGGUCUCGCCAUUAAAAUCUCUUCUUCGAGAUGAUUUACGACGUAAACUUUCAUCUGGCUCAGGAAAUAAUAACAACAACAACAAUAAUAAUGGUAAUAAUAGCUCAAAUUCAAAUCCACAUUCAAGAGGAGAACCUCCUAGUUCAACAAGGCCCGAUCAACGAAGCAAUGGACUUCAAUGCGCUCAUUGUAGAAUUACCUUUCCUGAUCAAACAUUAUAUUUUCUUCACAAAGGUUGUCAUAGUGAAAGCAAUCCCUGGAAAUGUAAUAUUUGUGGAGAACAAUGUUGCAAUUUAUAUCAAUUCAAUUCGCAUUUAUUAAGUAAAAGUCACCAAUAAUUAUUGAAAGAAUAAUAUUCUUUCAAUAAUUCUUAGAACCUUGUUUAUUUAAAUAGUUGAUAUAAAUUAUUUUGCUAUAAUUUAUACAAGAAAAAUUAUAAUUUUGAAUCAAAGAGUAUUUAUGUUUUAUAGUAUAAAAUAUAAAUUAAAUUUUGAAAAUUAUAUAUAAUAAUAUUCAAAAUUAAUAUUUCUAAUUAUUUAUAAAUAUAGAUAUUAAUAAAUGAGGUUCAAGGAAUAAUACUUUGCUAUUUGGAAAAAAUCGUGCCUUCAUCAAAAAACCUUUGUCAACGCUCACAUUCGUCCGAACCGUGCUAAUUUAUGAUGGUACGAAUAAUCCGUCCAUGGGGCUUUACUAAAUCAUAUUCCGAAAGCUCUAUUGAUAGUUUUUAAUCUAGUUAUAUAUAGUUUUAGAUAGAAAAAAACAGUGAAUAUCAUUGUGCUCUUUUCUUUUAUUCAAAUUCUUUUUAUGCACUGUUUUUUGUUUAGUUUUUUGUAAAAAAUUAUUUGUUAAAUUUUAUUAAUUUUAUAUUUAAAUUCUUAUAUUAUUAUAUAUAUAUUUUACUUAAUCUUAUUAAAAUAAGAAUAUUAUCAUAAGGAAUAUUAUCAUAAGAAUAUUAUCAUAGGAAAUAUUGUUUUGAUUAUUCGUAUAUUCCAAAAAUUUACGAAUAAUCAAACAAAAUUACUUAAAAAUUAAAUUUUAAUUAUUGAUUUAUUAUUAUAGCGUGAAAAAACCGAGCCGUGUAAAACAUUGCAUAUAAAUACAAAUAUAUAAAUAGGAAAAAGAGAUGAUAGUAAAGUGUUAUUUUAGGAUAAGAAAUAUUUUAUAUAAAGAUAUUUGUACAGAAAAGAAAUAAAAUAUUAAAAUGUAUGCAAA
Molecule: messenger RNA, 2812 nt
Organism: Apis dorsata (giant honeybee)
Lineage: Eukaryota; Metazoa; Arthropoda; Insecta; Hymenoptera; Apidae
Product: zinc finger protein ztf-16
Exons: 8
Coding region: 457-1938 (493 amino acids)
Biological process (GO): regulation of transcription by RNA polymerase II
Molecular function (GO): RNA polymerase II cis-regulatory region sequence-specific DNA binding; DNA-binding transcription factor activity
Source: RefSeq, a predicted model, not a curated record